Molecule: messenger RNA, 3358 nt
Organism: Hemiscyllium ocellatum (epaulette shark)
Lineage: Eukaryota; Metazoa; Chordata; Chondrichthyes; Orectolobiformes; Hemiscylliidae
Gene: kbtbd7
Product: kelch repeat and BTB (POZ) domain containing 7
Exons: 2
Coding region: 34-1974 (646 amino acids)
Molecular function (GO): protein binding
Source: RefSeq, a predicted model, not a curated record
CUGCCGGGUAGCGGCGGCAGGGACAGGGUCAAGAUGGCGGCGGUGAGCGGCCUGUCAGGACCGGAGUUGCUGGAGGACGCGGCGCACGCCCGGGCCUUACUCCGGGAGCUUAAAUCCUUCUAUGACGCCCGGCUGCUGGUGGAUGUGACCUUGGAGGUGGAGAGCGGCAGCCGCUUCCUGUGUAACCGCAAUGUCCUGGCCGCCGCCAGCCCGUAUUUCAGGAGCAUGUUCACCGGCGGCCUGUUCGAGAGUAAACAGCAGAGAAUCACCAUCCACGAGGUGGACUCGGACUCCAUGGCCCUGAUCAUUGAUUACUGCUACACCGGCCGGGUCACCGUCUCCGAGGCCAGCGUCCAGAAACUCUACGUCGCCGCCAACAUGCUGCAGCUCGAGUAUGUCCGGCAGGCGUGCGCCGCCUUCAUGGCCCGCAGGCUGGACCUCUACAAUUGCACCGGCAUCUUCAAGUUUGCAGAUGCCUUUGAUAAUGUGGAACUGAAAGAGAAGGCACGUGCUUUCAUUGCACGCAACUUGCAACAUCUAUGCAGGAUGGAGGAAUUGUGUGAGCUGUCACCUGAGCAGAUAAAAGAAAUCCUCAGUUUGGACACGCUGGAUGUGGACAACGAGAGGAAAGUGUGUAUGGCUGCAAUUCAGUGGAUUAAAGCAAAUUCCAGUGAACGUGCUGCACAUGCAGUGGAUGUACUUAAGUGUGUCCGGUGGCAUCAUUUCACUGAGAAGGACAGAAUGUACCUUGAUGAUCUUAAAUCUCAGCUCUUUAUCAAAAACAAGCCUCUCUGCUCCAUCAUAGAAGACAUUUCUGCAUCCCAGGGGGCUGAUGUGCCCAUGACGAUACAAAACUCUUCCAAGAGGAUUGGAUUCAGUGCUAAGGAAAUGGUUAUAUUCUUUGGCCAUCGGAAGGAACCUUUCCUCUGUUAUGAUCCCUACUCUGGUGACAUUUAUACAAUGGCUUCACCUUUGACUAGUCCUGCACUUACCAAGUCCAUCAGUUCACUGGCUGUUUGUGUUUCACCAGACAACGAUGUCUUUUUGGCAGCACAGCCGACCAAGCAGCUUUGGGUGUACAAUGCAGUUCAGAACAGCUGGCAACAACUGGCCGAGCGGCUGCUGGCAAGAGAGAGGAUGGAUGUUGCUUAUCUCAAUGGAUAUAUUUACAUCCUUGGUGGUCGUGAUCCAUCUACAGGCCUGAAAAUUAAGGAGGUUGAGUGUUACAGUAUUCAGAGAAAUCAGUGGAUAUUUGUGACACCCCUGCCUCAUGCAUUGCACUUGUUUGAACUGAUCACAGUUGGAGACUGUUUGUACGCUGUUAAUAACAAGAGAAUGUUGUGCUAUGUGCCAGAAAGGAAUCAGUGGCUGAACUGUGCCUCUCUCAAACGGAGCGAGUUCCAGGAGGCGUGUGUUUUCAAUGAUGAAAUCUAUUGCAUAUGUGACAUUCCAGUUAUCAAGGUUUAUAACCCCUCCAAGGGAGAAUGGCGAAGGAUUAGCGAUAUCCCGAUUGACGCCAACAUCCACAACUUUCAAAUUGUGUGUCACGGGAAUAAACUGCUUCUCAUCACCACCACUGUUCCACAGUGGAAGAAGAACAGGGUGACAGUUCAUCAGUAUGAUACAACUGGGGAUCAGUGGGUCAAUGUUGGUACCAUGUUGGGACUGCUGCACUAUGACAGUGACUUCAUAUGUCUUUCAGCACGUCUAUAUCCUUCGUGCCUGGAGCCGGGCCAAAGUUUUAUUAGUGAGGAGGAUGAUGUGCGCAGUGAGUCGAGUGCAGACUGGGAUUUCGAAGGCUCCAGUGAUAUUGACUCUGAGUCGGGGAGCUCGAGUUCAUUUUCAGAUGAUGACUGGCAGCCACCAGAAGGUCUCCGAGUUGAAAGAAUACAGCGAAAUGGCCACUUGGCACCAGCAGAGAACAGAGUGUCUCAUAUCAAUGGCCAAUUGGGAAACUCACGAGCGCCGUCUUAAAUGGCCAUUAAUGAGACGAAUCAAAAGUCAUAAAAGAAAACUAGUAUUUUUUUUCUGAUUGUUGCAGAUAUGGUAGUUUUGGACAAAUAUAGACAGUUAUAUUUUGCAGUAUGUGUUAAAGUCUUUGGAGGAACUGAAAAAAAUAAAAGUUGCUUUGAAAAUAUCUUUCCCCUCAUUGGCAGAUAUACUUUUUUUUUCUGUUCUAUCCUUCUGCACGUAGGCCUCACUUUUUAAAGAAAUGAUUAGGGUAGUUUAAAUAGAUUCAGUAUUCUUCUUAGCAACAGUGGAGAGUUCAGUCUUUUAGCUGCUAUACUGCUUCGUGAAAUCUUUAAAAAAAAACUCAGAAGAUAUAUUGUAGUUUGGAAGUUGCUGAAGUGAUGGUAAUUAAAUAGGCAAUUUCAACUGGCUGAUUUGAAGAGACAGAGUGACAUUGUUCUGCACUCGCCUACAGGAACUGCCAGCUCUGGCUUAUUGAAGGAGAACUUUUUAUUUCUGAGAGCACGAAGAAAUCCAAAGUUUUAUCCUGCAAGUUUCCUCUGGUUUAUUUGCCAUCUCUUUAAUGAGGUUAAGUAACUUGGCAGCUUCAUGAUGGUGCAUAUUGGAAGAAAGCAGACUUGGUGGGUUGAGUAGUUGUGUUUCAUAUACCCUAACGUCAAUGUGAAUUCUUCUGUAAAGCUGGUCGUUAAAACUUUGGUAGUGUUCACAUGCUUGAGAAAUUUAUCACAUUUGAAAAUCUUUUCGUGUAUUUCUGUAUAAAUUUAUCUAUUUGUUUUAUUUUGUUUUGCUGCAAGUAACAAUGUAAAUGAUGGCCAGUGAUAAUGGUGCUGGUCCUUCUAAGCCGGGCUGCAUGAAGUACAACAAAAGAUAAAGUUCUAAGUAAUGAAAUGUGGAUAAUCAGGGCACAGGAGAAGCCUGUUGUGUCACUAUUUGUUUUUCACAAGGACACUUCAGAAUUAAUCCCCCCCCCCGCUGCUGACUCUCUCAGGUCUGCACUGUCCUCUGAGAUAACCCUUUGAUCUUUGAAGCUUAUCACAUGUAAUUUAAUUUCUGCUAACUUUCCUGGACCAUUUGAAAUUUUAAAAAUUUCUGAAAUUGAUGGAAGAACAAAGAACAGCGAUAUCAGUUGCUAGACAUUUUUUAAAAAAUGUUUUAGAACUCUUCAGUUAGCUUCUGGGUGACAUUCUGUGAGGCUGGUCACCAAAAGUAGGGAUUUCUCCAGUCACUACAUUCUGUGCCAUUGGAAAAAAAAGCUUCAAAAAUUUGUGUGGGAUUGAAACUGAAUUGAUACCUCCCUUCUUUUGAAUAAAAGAACUGACGAGGCCACGUCCAUGCUUUAAAAAGAAAGUUGAAUUCUAUGGUAAUUUGAAUUAAAUAGCUGAAUCAA